CAAUUAUAAGAAAAGAUAAACUAGAAGAACAAGUAGUCAGGAAAUAUUACACCCGUUUAUUUAACGGCUGAAAUAUAAUAAAAUAAUAGACUUAAGUCAGAAAAAUAAGCCUGAAAACUUAACUUUAGAUAGAAAUAUAUAUUUAAAAGUAAAAGGUGUAUGAAAGCGGCGCGAUCUAAUGUCAAUAACCCUAUUACGAGGUGGAAAACAAAAGACGAAAUCUUAUGUAGGAAUGACCGUGAUGGCCAAAACUUCAAUAGCUGAAAUAUGUGAGAAUGCGAAGUUAGCGCGCGACAUGGCGUACACCGGCAACUAUGAUUCUGCCUGCAUAUACUAUGAAGGAUUGGGUGGUUUACUAGACCGAAUGGUUAAAUCCACAAAUGACGCACUUCGCAAAAGCAAGUGGAAAUUGAUCGCACAGCAGAUUGAAAAGGAAUACUCCCAGAUUAAAGCCAUACAGCGAACUUUAUCAGAAAUGACACUCGAUUUGCAGAAUACACCGUUUGCACAUAAAUUAAAGACACAAGUUAGCGAAGACGAAACAAAAGAUCCUUCUGCGUGGUUCCGACCGGAUCCGGAUAUUUGGACGCCUCCUCCUAAGGAUCCAGAUGUUUGGGGACCACCACGAUCAGAAAAACCCGCAGUUCCUAAUCGGGGACGUAGCGGAAUACCAAAUAAAAAACUUACCAGCGCUGUAGGCAAAAGCAUAAUACCACAACGUAAUAAUAAUGGAGGUGCAGUUACAAGCAGACGUACUAUAGCUGGGAGUAGUGGCAGCACUGCACGAUCGCAGGUAAAUGGGCGAUCUACUUCGUCAACGUCCAACAAAAAAACGGCAUAUUCAAGCAAUGGUGUUGGUAGCAAUUUGAAUACUGGCACCGAUAAUGGUGGCACCAAAGACGAGGAAAGUCGAGAUGACGAGACAGCGGAUAUGGAAGAAAGAGAGGAAAAAAAGUUUCAACCAAGUAGUCACAUGGAAGCAGAGCUGGUGGAUAUACUUGAGCGUGAUAUACUACAGCGAAAUCCGAAAGUUCGUUGGAACGACAUAGCCGAUCUGCACGAUGCCAAACGCUUACUAGAAGAAGCAGUUGUGUUACCUAUGUUAAUGCCCGAUUACUUCAAGGGUAUUCGGCGCCCAUGGAAGGGUGUACUGAUGGUUGGUCCACCCGGAACCGGUAAAACUAUGUUGGCUAAAGCUGUAGCAACAGAAUGUGGCACAACAUUUUUCAAUGUAUCAUCUUCAACGCUUACCUCUAAAUAUCGGGGAGAAUCGGAGAAAAUGGUGAGGUUAUUAUUUGAAAUGGCGCGAUUCUAUGCGCCAAGCACAAUUUUUAUCGAUGAAAUCGAUUCGCUCUGUUCACGUCGUGGUUCUGAGUCGGAACAUGAAGCCUCACGCCGUGUAAAAUCAGAGCUUUUGGUGCAAAUGGAUGGUGUUGGCAGCGAAGAGGCUACAAAGGUUGUCAUGGUAUUAGCUGCUACUAAUUUUCCAUGGGAUAUAGAUGAAGCGCUGCGACGUCGUUUAGAAAAACGCAUUUAUAUACCGUUACCAACGGAUGAGGGUCGUGAAGCAUUAUUGAAGAUUAAUUUACGUGAGGUGAAAGUGGACGAAAGCGUGAAUCUGUCUGAAAUUGCCAAGAAACUAGAUGGUUAUUCUGGUGCUGAUAUCACCAAUGUUUGCCGAGAUGCUAGUAUGAUGUCAAUGCGUCGAAAGAUUGCUGGACUUACGCCAGAGCAAAUACGGCAGUUGGCUACGGAGGAAGUUGAUCUUCCAGUUUCGAACCAAGAUUUCGCUGAAGCUAUAAGUCGCUGCAAUAAGAGUGUAUCUAAAUCUGAUUUGGAGAAAUACGAAAAAUGGAUGAACGAAUUUGGGUCGUCAUGAUGACGGAAGUAUUAUCGCAUUUGCUUUUAAUUUACAAAUAAAUAUAUAAUUUCGAAGUUGGAAAAGUCUACGUUUAGCCAAAAAAUGGCUGUAAUUGAAUUGAUUUUGAAUAGCAUAGCUAGCAAAGUGUUGAAUAACUUUUAUAAUAUUCGAAAUUAAGCAUCAAUAAAGAGAUCAAUUUUGUAAAAUCUAAAAUUAAUACGACUAAUAAUCAAAUUUAUUAACGAAUAAAAACUUCAAUUGAAAUCUUAAA
This is a messenger RNA of Ceratitis capitata (Mediterranean fruit fly), 2132 nucleotides long. It is a transcript of the gene Kat60, whose product is annotated as katanin p60 ATPase-containing subunit A-like 1. The coding region runs from base 179 to 1879 and encodes 566 amino acids. Gene Ontology annotation, cellular component: microtubule cytoskeleton. Gene Ontology annotation, biological process: microtubule severing. Gene Ontology annotation, molecular function: microtubule binding; ATP binding; microtubule severing ATPase activity. The record is from RefSeq and is a predicted model, not a curated record. NCBI's taxonomy places the organism in Eukaryota, Metazoa, Arthropoda, Insecta, Diptera, Tephritidae. The transcript is spliced from 7 exons.